UGUUAGAAUCUCUGUUAUAAAAAACUAUAUAAACUAACUUCACAACUUUCCCUUGCACUGAUAUAGCAAGAUAUUUUCUUUUUGCUGUGUAAAUGCAUAUAUAAUUCAUAUUCUUAUUUAUAUACUUCAUAUUCUUAAUCUAAAACAAGACAAUAAAUGUAGGGGGGAAAUGAGGGUUAAAUAUGCAUUCCUCCAAUGAUUCAAAUAUGAAUACCUUAUUUAAUUCUUAUUUUUACUAUGUGUGUGUAUUUUGUAUGUAAAUAUCAAUGCACUUUAUGAUUUUAAACAGCAGCUUGUGAAUAGGACUUUUAUUUUAGUCUGAGGGUGUGACAUCAUAAGUCUGCGCCCCGAGCCCGCAUCUAUUGUGAAUUGGCUGAAGAAAGUUUCCAAAUACACAGAAAAACUCCUGCAGUGACUGAGAUCCAUGUGACACACUAUUAUGAAGAUGGCGUUUAUUAAAGUGGAGAGUGAAGACAUGCAGAUUGAAGAAACAGUCAGAGUGAAACAAGAAGAAACCGAGGAACCAACAAAUAUUGCAUUUAUUAAAGAAGAAAGUGAAGACGUGACGAUUGAACAAGUAAUCAGAGUGAAACAAGAAGAUGAUGAGGAACAAACAUAUGUGUCGUUUAUUAAAGAGGAGAGCGAAAACAUCAUGAUUGAAGAAACAUUCAGUCUGAAACAAGAAGAGAAUCAGGAACAAACAAAUGUGGCGUUUAUUAAAGAGGAGAGUGAAAACAUCAGGACUGAAGAAGCAUUCAGAGUGAACCAUGAAGAUACUGAGAAACAAACAGUUUUGCCAUACCAGUUCGAGCCCGAGUCGGAUCCUGAAAAUGCAGAUGAACAAGGUGAUCAGUCAGAACAUCCUUUGCAAGCGCGACUUCAGCAGGACGUUUCACAGUGGUGCAGAUGUGAAAACUGUAAUAAAAUGCCCAGCGAAGUUGAAAAUGUCUGCUGCAUGGAAAUACCGAAGGUUGGAAGACGAAUGAAUCAGGUUUCAGGGCCUCUGAAAUGCAUUAUACACCACCCAGGCUUUGAACCGAACUGUUUGAAUCCUUACACCCUGCAGAACAUUUUGAAUAUUUACAAAGCUGAUUAUGGACCUUUGAGGCGUAAAACAGAAGCUGCACGGUACCGUUAUCUUGCCCAUCGAAGCUUUGUCAGCUGGUGCUGGGGCUAUUUAGCACGAAAUAUUAGAGUUGUUCUCCCGUCCUGUGUUGUGCUCCGGAUUCAGCAGGAGUUUCCUGAUGCAGAUGGACAGUUUGUUGGAUUUCGACCGCCCCUUGACUGAAGCGUGAGACGUGGUGGACAAUAACUUCCUCCUUUUGAAUGUUUUUUUCAAACUAAGAGGACAGGAAUGUGGGAAUGGGGAUUUCUUUUUGCUCUUCUUUAAAGACGAGCUUCAUCACGUAAUUUACAUAAUCUGUAAAACAUUGCAUACAGUAGGAAAUUCUGUUAUAUUCAUUAAAUUUAAUACAACCUCUUUAGAACAUCUCAAUGUGUCACUGUGUAAAGUGUAUUUGUAGAGGUAUUUAAAUAUAUAAAAUAAAUAUAUUUUAUAACA
Molecule: messenger RNA, 1561 nt
Organism: Megalobrama amblycephala (Wuchang bream)
Lineage: Eukaryota; Metazoa; Chordata; Actinopteri; Cypriniformes; Xenocyprididae
Exons: 6
Coding region: 440-1288 (282 amino acids)
Source: RefSeq, a predicted model, not a curated record